Durusdinium trenchii is the source of this 2003-nucleotide messenger RNA. The record is from the annotation of a GenBank genome assembly. NCBI's taxonomy places the organism in Eukaryota, Dinophyceae, Suessiales, Symbiodiniaceae.
UGAAGAUUCAUUCACGACACUGUGAGCCAAAGAUUUGAUUAUUGCAAUGGCAAGAGUGGAUUCAGACUACUCAGAUGAGGAGAGCGAAGAAAGCUCCGACAAAGUAAAGAAAAAGAAGAAGAAGGAGAAGAAGGAGAAGAAAGGCAAAAAAAACAGCAAGAAAGAAAAGAAGGCUAAAAAAGAAAAGAAGGAAAAGAAGAAGGCGAAAAAGAAAAAGAAGGAGAAGAAGAGAAGAAAGAGUCCAAGCUAUUCUGACUACAGUUAUAGCUGUGGUGACAGCAGAGACUCUAGAAGCUGCAGCCGCAGCCGUAGUCGAAGCCGUAGCCGUGGUCGACAGCCAGCAGCACGAUCCCCUGCCAGGUACACUGCAGCUGGGGGUGGUGGUGGCUACGGUAACUUUGGUGGAGCACAGGGCAGAUAUGGGUGCGCACGCAGCCGGAGCAGGAGUCCUGCGUGGGCGGUCCCUGCUCCCAGGUCACCAAUGAAGUUUCCAGAGGGUCGGCCCUUAACCCUGGCGGAGGCCUGUGAGGCUGCUGGCAGAGGGUUCACCACUGGUAAAACUGCUCAAGAUGAUGAAGUGCAGGUUCUCAACCCAGAUGAGGAGCCUAUCGAAGCAGACAGGUAUGCCACGUUUGAAGAUGCUCGUGAUUUUCCUCGUGAAAUCCGAGAAGAGCUCAAGAACGCUGGCUUUCCUUCACCUUCGCAGAUCCAGGCCUACACCUGGCCCUUGGGCUUGCGGGGUAAGGACAUCAUAGGCAUAGCCGCCACUGGCAGUGGAAAGACUCUAGCAUUUCUCUUGCCAGCUUUUGCACAGAUGGUAGAGGAGAACCACCGCCCUGAACGAGAUGGUCCUGGUGCGCUUGUGAUGUCUCCAACGCGAGAGCUUGCACAGCAGACGGAGGCAGAGGCACAGCGGUUCGGAAAGUGCCUUGGUUUCCGCUGUGUUGCCAUGUAUGGUGGUGCACCGAAAGGUGAACAAAUGGCUAGAUAUCGUCAAGGUUGCCAUACCAUUGUGGCCUGCCCCGGUCGGCUCAAUGAUUUCCUUGAAGGUGGGCAGGUUCGAUUGGAUGGCGUGUUGAAGCUCGUCCUGGAUGAGGCUGACCGGAUGCUGGAUAUGGGAUUUGAGCCACAAAUCCGCAAGAUCCUUGCCAAGCUCCCACGCAAGCGCCACACGCUCUUCUUCACUGCAACAUGGCCAAAGGAGGUGCGGAAGUUGGCAUCAGAGAUUUUGAACAGGCCGUACAAAGUCAUGAUUGGAAACCGAGAAGUCUUGAAAGGCAACCAGGACAUCACCCAGAUUGUGAGAGUCAUGGAUGCCUUCAAUAAGAACCGGGAGAUCGUCACGACUUUGCGGGAGGCGGGCCUGACCACUCCAAGUGCAAGCGGCAAGGCGCUCGUCUUCUGCAAUACCAAGAGGAUGUGUGAGAACUUGUCGAACGAGUUGCACCGGCAGGGUCUACCUUGCACGUCUAUUCAUGGCGACAAGGACCUGCAGUUUGGUCACGACAUUGGAGUGCAUCCGCAUUUGAGAGCCUGCAAGUUUCUUUUUUGAUGUGUGUUUGUGUGUGUGUGUGUCACCACCUGUUUCUAAGGAAUUUAAUUGUACAGUGCAGGGGGCCAGCGGCCGACAAGCAAACGCUGGCUAACAAAGCUAUGUUUUUUUCGGUGGAUGCACUAAUGCGCUUGUUCCAACAAUUCUUUUCUCCGACCCAGCCCUUUUGCCGUUCCAUCAAGUCAAGUGCUAAGUAUUCACCUAAAGGGCUAACGCACUGGGAGAUCAUAACUGCUACCGCUCUUGCAAGCCUUGAUCUAAGCGUGUUUCGCCACAGAGUCCCACUGUGGGCUGCGGUGUAAUCCCCGACGAGGGGCGCCGCAUGUGCACAUGCCCGUAAGUCUUGCACCUGAUCCUUCCACGAUCCACGGUCUUGCACGAGAACGCCGAUCCUACGCCGCAGAGCUUACUGAGAUCGGACAACAAAGAAUGACAUACAUUUUCAUGCGGC